AUGACUUCUUUAGAAUUUUUCGGAACUCAAUAUAUUGAUUAUUUUAAGGUUUUAGUGUACGUGUUACUAGGAAAAUAUGCUUAUUAUUACCUAACCGAUAAGAUCUGAAAACUACCUAGGAACUUGGGUCAUAAAUGUUCAUCUUGACCUUCAUGGCCAUGGUCAAGGUCAAACUAAAGAUAAUCACGAUGUAGCUAGAAAAAUCCUAAGCUGCUACUAUUUUAUUUUUUUCAUUUCCCUAUUAAUAUUCCCAAAUACUAUCUUGCCUUUCCAGGAGAUUUGAGUCAUCCUGUAUCAGCUAGCAUUCAAGCAUAAAGGGUGUGUGAGCGUGAAUAUGUUUUUGAAGGAAUAGUGCAGGCAACCAGUAUUGCUUCCAGGCAUUGUAAAGCUACCAUUCUGCAGAUGAUUAAGGCCAGUCUGUACCUCGUCCACUUAAUCUCUGGCAUGAGAAUUCAUAACAGGCAUACCGUUUUCAUGGACGACGAGGGACUACAUGAUGUGAUAUUUCAACUGUUUUAGUUUCUUUAUGACUAAUUAAUUUGUUCAACUACUACAUUUUUGAAAAACAAAAAACCCGACUUCAGUAACUGAAAAGAAUUAUGAUGUCAAAACCUCAAAUCUCAAAAUCAAUGAAGCCGGGCUUUUGAUUUUAUAAAAUUUCAAUAUACCCACUGUCAUGUCUUAUCUAGAAAUACCUCAUAUGUCAAAGUUCAACAAGUUGUAGCUC
This is a messenger RNA of Acanthoscelides obtectus, 727 nucleotides long. NCBI's taxonomy places the organism in Eukaryota, Metazoa, Arthropoda, Insecta, Coleoptera, Chrysomelidae. The record is from the annotation of a GenBank genome assembly.